AUGGAUUCUAAGUAAUAUUAUGACACAAAAAUGAAUUAUGAAUCGAUUUUACCUAAAUACAUUUUGGAGGAGGUUAAACAGAGGAUACUCUAGUAAUAUGAGGAAAUAGAUGAAAAAAAAGUUAAUCCACAGUUGAUAGAUGUGUACACAGAGAUGAUUUAAUCAGAUGAUAUUGUCAAGUAACAUUACGGAAUCCUUGCCAUAAGGAAAUUAAUUAGCGUUGAUCAUAAUCCAAUAGAUAUUUCAUAAUCUAUAAUCAUGAACAAUUUGGUUCCAACAUUGAUAUAAAUACUUGAUUAGAAUUCCAAUUAACUUUUCAUAUUUGAAGCCAUUUGGAUUUUAACAAACAUUGUAAGUGGAACAACUCAGCAAACACAAGUCGUUGUAAAAUAUGGUGGCAUACCAACUAUAUUAAAGCAUUUAGAUUCUAAACAUUUAUCCAUUAUAGAAUAAGUCUGCUGGGCCUUAGGGAAUAUAGCAGCAGACGUUGAAGAAUAUCGAAGCUAAAUAAUAGGACAGGGAGGAUUAUAAAGAUGUAUAGAAAUAAGUGAAUAGCUUUAACUAAGAAAUAAUAAGUCCUUAAUAAAGAUAUGCUCCUGGACUAUUAGUAAUUUAUGCAGAGGAAAUCCCAAUCCGCCCAUUGAAAAAUAUAAAAAACAAUUGAUCAAAUAUUUCUCGAACAUUAUUGACCAAUUUGAUAGUAAUGACACUCUGACUGAUGUUUGUUGGGCAUUGCAUUACAUAAGCAAUAAUAAUAAUGGAUUGGAUCCACAAUAGGAGUUUAUCAAUACAGGAAUGGUUCCAAAACUUAUAACAUUACUUAGAUCCAAUUAAGGUAAUCCAAUAAUAUUUCCCUGCGUGAGAAUUAUAGGGAAUAUUCUGAGAGGAUCUGAUACCUAAAAAGAUUACGUGUUAAAUCUUAAUAUUCUGGAUGUCUUUGCUCACCUUAUGAAGAGUACUCAACUAAAGAGUCUAAACAGGGAGAUUUGUUAGUGCAUUUCUAAUAUCACUGCUGGCAACUAUUAUUAGAUAAAGAAAGUGUUAGACAACAAUGAUAUCAUGAAAACAAUGUUCACAAUGUUUUAGUCAGCGGUUCCUGAAGUCCAAACGGAAAUUGCUUGGGCGUUUUCAAAUGUCACGAAAGAAAUAAAGCAGUAGGAUACUAUGAGAUUGGUUGAAAUGGGAACACUGGAGAUAUUUGCAACUACAUUGAAUCUUCAAAGAACCUAAACUAAAUUGAAAUGGGAAAUUCUCGGAUCAUUAGAUACUAUAUUUAUCAAUUGUAACCAAAUUAAUCGAUUUUAGUACGCUAACUUUAUGGGACAGAGUAGAAGUACAUAUCCGAAUUCUUUAGGAUACAUGAUCAAAUAUAAAAAUGUGAAUUAGAAAAUUAAGACUAAUCCGAACUUUAUUUUGAAUAAUAUUUUGAUAGGUGGAAACAAGAACGCCAAAAUUGAAUGGCACUUUAUGUAUAAUUUUUUUAAAGUUUCUAAUAUCAUAUUAAUUGUCUUUGUUUUUGCAGUCUAUGUACUAUCUUAUACAAUUUGA
This is a messenger RNA of Paramecium tetraurelia, 1548 nucleotides long. RefSeq lists its product as uncharacterized. Gene Ontology annotation, cellular component: nucleus. Lineage: Eukaryota; Ciliophora; Oligohymenophorea; Peniculida; Parameciidae. Gene Ontology annotation, molecular function: nuclear import signal receptor activity; protein binding. The transcript is spliced from 3 exons. The record is from RefSeq and is a predicted model, not a curated record. Gene Ontology annotation, biological process: NLS-bearing protein import into nucleus.